GCCCACUCAUAUAAAUCAGUGAGAUUGGGUGCGGCGAGUUUGUUGUCGAUGACGAUGGCUUCUCCCUCAUUUCCGUCAAGCGCAGGCGGUGGUGGCGGCGCCGGAAGCUCGAAGAGGAAGUUAGGGUUCUUCGCGAACGUGAUAAAACGAAAGGACAGCUUCAUUCAACUGUUCGCGAUGACUGGAAUUCUGCUCUUAAGCAUGAGAUCUCUCGGUCAGAAGUACCGAAUCCACGGCCUUGAAGAGGACACGCACGCGCUCAGGGAGGAGCACGACUCGCUCAACGAGCGUAUGAAGAACAUCAAGCUCGGACUCCGCCGUGAAGCUUCUCAAGACCCCACCGGCCUCUUCGCUUCUCGCCUCCACGCUCUCUUUGACGAACAACGCUGAAGUGAUCCAUAGCCCCCUCCUGUCUCUCUCUCAGUGAAACAAGGAUCGUAGACUUGGCUGUGUUAGUCUUCCCUAGCCUCAAAGCUAUUGAGUCAUGGUAGCGUUCGAUGAAGCUGAGUCUUAGGGGUUUUAUUUUCAUAUUUUGGAGGUGUGGAAAUCUUGUCGUCCACGUGUAUUUUGGUGGACAGGGUUUCUUUUACUCAUGACUUGUUAGCUAAAUCUAGAUAUUUUGUAAGUUUUAAAAUUUUAUAGUUUGAAAAUAUUCUAGUAGGGGGGAAGGGGUAGUUCGGAAUCUCACAAACAACACUAUCAUACCAAUUUUGAAUAGCCGAAUUUGGUUGAGAUAGAGAUGGAGUUUGAGACAGAAUAAGUACAACAUCAAAACAAGCAUUUGGAAUGAGUUGAAUUUGAUUCAAAUGCAUGGAUAUUUGAUUUGGAA
Lotus japonicus is the source of this 829-nucleotide messenger RNA. RefSeq lists its product as uncharacterized. Bases 49 to 390 code for a protein of 113 amino acids. The transcript is spliced from 2 exons. The record is from RefSeq and is a predicted model, not a curated record. NCBI's taxonomy places the organism in Eukaryota, Viridiplantae, Streptophyta, Magnoliopsida, Fabales, Fabaceae.